UUCGCGUUGUCGUGCACCGUUUUUGCUCGUCUCGUCCCUUGUCCCCGUGCCGAUUGACGACCGCAAAUUCGUGUUUUUCGUGUAGAAUCUCAUGAAGUCUGAUCUGCAUUAUUAAGUGUGAUGUUCUACUACGGAAGACUCUCCUCAAAUUAAACCGACAGCUCUCCGGGACGUGAAAAUUUCUCCACCGCGGAUAUGAAUCCAGCAAAAGAGAAUUUCCCAUCCCCAUUUCCUGGUGGACCGCCUGCCCUGCCACCAGGAGCGCCCAUGGGUUUUGGAGGUGGGCCCCCACCUGCGUUCAUUCCACCACCAGGACUGCCCCCACCUGGGCUCCCUGCAGGGCCCCCUGGAUUUGGAGUGCCUCCGCCUGCAUUUGGAUUUCCUCAUGAACCGUUGCUCCCAAAUGGUUCUCCAAUUCCGGUGCCGCCAGAGCUAGCAAAAUCAUCAAUCUUAACACCUCUCAGCGAGAAAAACGGAGAAGUAGAUAUUAAGAAAAGUGACUGGAGUGAGCACACUGCACCUGGAGGAAGAGUGUACUAUUAUAAUUCCGUGACAAAGCAAAGUCUGUGGGAAAAACCUGAAGAACUCAAGACACCAGCAGAGCUGUUACUCUCGAAGUGCCCUUGGAAGGAAUAUCAGUCGGACACGGGGAAAGUGUACUUUCAUAAUGUUAAUACUAAAGAGUCUCGUUGGACUAUUCCCGAGGAACUUGAUGAGCUGAAGCAAAAAAUACUCGCUGAUGGCUUGGACUUGCCAACCACCAAUUUUCAAAGCUCAUCGGCUGUCAACUCUCCGAUUCCUAUUCCCACAGGUCCUAUGACACAGCUCACACCCCCUGUGUCCUCUUCCUCAGCCUUAGACCAAGCUAUGGCAGCCACCCUUGCUGCUAUUAGUGCUCCCUCUUCACUCAAAGACGAGGACAGUAAUCCAGGCUCAGCAUCAGCCAGCCGAAAUGGAACUCCAGAGCCGAAACUAGUUUUUAAAGAUAAAAAAGAAGCAAUCGAAGCAUUUAAGGACUUAUUGAAGGAAAAGGAUGUGCCUAGCAACGCAACAUGGGAACAAGCUGUGAAAAUGAUCUCAAGAGACCCUCGUUAUCCUCAGCUGAAACAACUUAAUGAGAAGAAGCAGGCAUUCAAUGCCUAUAAGACGCAAAAACUGAAAGAGGAACGAGAGGAGCAACGACUACGUGCCAAAAAGGCAAAAGAAGAUCUUGAAGAAUUUCUCAUGACAACUGACAAGAUUAAUUCUAGCACACGGUACUACAAAUGUAUGGAGCUGUUUGAUGAUUUAGAGGUGUGGAAAAAUGUCAACGACUCCGAACGGCGAGACAUCUUCGAAGAUGUCAUGUUCAAUCUAGCCAAACGGGAAAAAGAGGAAGCAAAAGCUAGAAAGAAAAGUAAUAUGAAACAAUUAGCAUCGAUUCUGGAUUCAAUGACUCAAAUUGAAGCUUUAACAACGUGGCAGGAAGCGCAGCAGAUGCUAUUGGACAAUCCUGCGUUCACAGAGGAACCUAACCUCUUAGCAAUGGACAAAGAAGAUGCUUUGAUAGUGUUUGAAGAUCACAUCCGAGAGCUAGAGCGAGAAGAAGAAGAAGACAAGGAACGAGAGAAGAAGCGUUUAAAAAGGCAGCAACGGAAAGUUAGAGAUAAUUUUUGUGUGCUACUUGAUGAACUACACGAGCAAGGCAAGGUUACAUCCAUGUCUCUGUGGGUAGAGUUGUAUCCAAUAAUUAGUGCUGAUAUCCGAUUCUCGGCCAUGUUGGGUCAGCCAGGUUCAACACCUCUAGAUUUAUUCAAAUUUUUUGUCGAGGACUUGAAAUCGCGAUUCCAUGACGAAAAGAAAAUUAUCAAGGAAAUUCUCAAGGAAAAAGGAUUUGAAGUUGAGACAAAUACUUCCUUUGAAGAAUUUGCAACCGUUGUAUGUGAGGACCAGCGCUCAGCAACAUUAGAUGCAGGAAAUGUUAAACUUACUUACAAUGCUCUUUUGGAAAAGGCAGAGGCACGGGACAAGGAGCGGCAGAAAGAGGAGACAAGAAAGCAACGAAAACUAGAAAAUGGGUUCAAGAAUGUUCUGAGGGAGUUCGAUGUUGAUUACAAGACAGAGUGGGAAGAGAUCCGGCCUAAAAUCGAAAAACAAGAUGCUUUCAAAGCGAUUAUUGCUGAGUCUGAAAGAAUCAGAGUCUUCAAGGAGUACCAGCGUGACAUAGAUGAAUCCUGUAACCAUCAUCAUUCUAGGUCAAAGAAAUCAAAACGUAACAAGAAAAAUAGGAAACGGUCAAGAUCACGCUCACAUGGUUCCGGAAGUGACUCAGACCACCACGGACGUAGGCGACGAAGGCGAUCACACAGUUCACACUCCUCGGAUGGUUCGGACUAUCAUCACCGAUCAAGUAGACGUAAGAAGAGUAAGAAGAAGCGAUCUACGCGAGACGAAUCACCGGUCAAGUCUGAUGAGCGUGAAGAUGUAGCAACAAAAAAGAAAGAGGACAAACCGGAAGCCACCGAUAAUCCUCGUGAGCGCUCACCAGAAGUCAGUGAUGAAGAAUUAGAACGACAAAGGGCUGCUCUCUUACAACAACUUCACGAAGAGUCAGAUUGAGGCUCGGCGUGCUUUACUCAUCUACUUGUUUCUUAUUAAGUAAAUUGAAAGCAUGAUGGUGGCAAAAGCAUUCGCUUUCAUUUUGGAUGAUUUCAAUUUCCAUAAAGGAAUAUUAUUCCUUGAAUUUUCUUUUACCUACGGAUAUUAUUUUCUCAGAAUUCAAAAGUGAGUGCAUGAGUGGGAAUCUUAUUUGGCAGUAAUUUUAGGAUUCUUAAAGAAAAGCGGUCCUGCCAUCAUUGUUGCAGCAUGAGCUAGGUCUUUCAGUUCAGCCAUCGAACUUCUUUCAUUGUCCAGUAUUAUUGUUGUCAGUGAAAACUCAGGGGCAAAAACUUGAAGGUUUGAAACACUGAACACUAUCUAAGGAUCUCUCUUUGUGGUCCAUUAGAUAACUGUACCUCUUUUAAAUUUUUGACCCCUAGUCCGUCAGUAAUCUACUACGUUUUAUAAAUUUGAAUAUGAAGAUGGCCACUGAAAGUUAAUUUUAUGUCAAAGAAAUAAUAUAUUCAUGUAAGUAUUUGCAGUAAUUUUGAAUCCCAUUUUCGGACGAAUGUGUCGCCCUCUUUUGUGCUAAAAUGUUUACAUUACCUGUACACGAACUAACUAGGGAAUAAAAUCCUGACUAAUUUUAUGAGGCUGGAAACGAUUGUAACCUCAAGACUUGUUGAUUAGAAGACCACUCUGUCAGUGUCUAAUAGUAGGUGCUGAAUUGAAUAUUUACUGCCUUAGAAAAAUCAGGGGUAUCAAUUUUUAGGCACAGUCUUCUAAUUUUGAAUCUAUUGAUUAGAUUUAUCUUAAAAAUUGGGUCCUUUUGCGUAUUUAGCUUUCCUCUUAAAUUUUAACGUUUGGUCUACAUUGGUGAACUUCUGUGACUAAUGUUGCAUGGCGGACUAAGUAGUUAGUUGAACCAAGUAGACUCAGCUCAAUCGGCGAAGUUGAUUUUUGAAUGUACAAAAGUUUUUCCGAAAUUUGCCGAAGUAGUUCACCUGUGUAGAUAAAGCAUUGCAUGAAACUGGCAUUAGGACAGUUUUUUUUUUUUUUUUUUUUACUGAUUUUGAAGCCUCUAGACACCAUUUGUAUCUCAAGGCAGUUUUUUCAUAUUUUAUCACUUAAUUGGCAUUAGCAAUGCAAAUCCACAAAAAAGGAAUCAAUCAGUCAAUCAAAUACUGAGAGAAAAAUUCUUUGGAAGUUUUUAUCCAUUGAUCGAGUAGAGUUCGUUUUGUAAUAGCUUAAGUCUGAAAAGUGAGCAAUAAAAAAUGCAGACCUGGAGUGAUCUUCCGUCUACCUUUAAGAAAGUCAAAUUUGUUGCCGAAUGAUUUUCGUUUCUGCUGUAAUGUUGUAAAUAUGUUGUAAAUAUUAGUUGAUCGUCAUUUUCACUUUGUACAUUCAUUUGAUUAAAAUAAAUGGAGGAAACCUCCUCAGGCCUGUUCUUUUA
Messenger RNA from Bemisia tabaci, 4030 nucleotides. It is a transcript of the gene Prp40, whose product is annotated as pre-mRNA processing factor 40. Gene Ontology annotation, molecular function: protein binding; RNA binding. The record is from RefSeq and is a predicted model, not a curated record. Gene Ontology annotation, biological process: mRNA cis splicing, via spliceosome. NCBI's taxonomy places the organism in Eukaryota, Metazoa, Arthropoda, Insecta, Hemiptera, Aleyrodidae. Gene Ontology annotation, cellular component: U1 snRNP; U2-type prespliceosome.